This is a messenger RNA of Salvelinus namaycush (lake trout), 1915 nucleotides long. It is a transcript of the gene ccnd2a, whose product is annotated as cyclin D2, a. Gene Ontology annotation, cellular component: cytoplasm; cyclin-dependent protein kinase holoenzyme complex; nucleus. Gene Ontology annotation, biological process: mitotic cell cycle phase transition; positive regulation of G1/S transition of mitotic cell cycle; regulation of cyclin-dependent protein serine/threonine kinase activity. The transcript has 5 exons. NCBI's taxonomy places the organism in Eukaryota, Metazoa, Chordata, Actinopteri, Salmoniformes, Salmonidae. The record is from RefSeq and is a predicted model, not a curated record. Gene Ontology annotation, molecular function: cyclin-dependent protein serine/threonine kinase regulator activity. The coding region runs from base 200 to 1093 and encodes 297 amino acids.
ACGUAUCCAGCCAGAAGAAAGUAGAAGUGAACUGUGGGGGAGAGGAAAAAGUUCGCAAGGAGAGGCAGGACAACUCUUGGGAGCCCUGCAGUCUCACUUUAUGCCUCCAAAAUACUUUCUUUCCAGUUUAUUUGAAUCUAGCAAUAUUGCUAUAGUAUUUUCACAAGAAUAACCCAACUUUUUAAAAACUGAAACGACCAUGGAGCUGCUUUGCCUCGAAGUGGACACCAUCGUAAGAGCUAGUCCUGAUCCGAAUCUUCUGUGUGAUGACAGGGUAUUACAAAGGCUGUUGACCAUUGAAGAACGUUUUCUUCCACAAUGUUCUUAUUUCAAGUGCGUUCAGAAAGAUAUUCAGCCAUUUAUGAGGAGGAUGGUUGCGACUUGGAUGCUGGAGGUUUGUGAAGAACAGAAGUGCGAGGAAGAGGUGUUUCCCUUGGCAAUGAACUACUUGGACAGAUUUUUAGCCGCGGUUCCAACCAGAAAGUGUAAUCUGCAACUUCUUGGAGCAGUUUGCAUGUUCCUUGCAUCCAAACUGAAAGAAACUCGUCCAUUAACUGCAGAGAAACUCUGCAUCUACACUGAUAACUCCAUCAGACCACAGGAGUUGCUGGAGUGGGAGCUGGUGGUGCUGGGGAAGUUGAAGUGGAACCUGGCGGCUGUCACUCCAAAUGACUUCAUAGAGCACAUUGUGAGGAAGCUGCCUUUGCCCGAGGAGAAGUUAGUGCUGAUACGCAAACACGUGCAGACCUUCAUUGCCCUCUGUGCUACAGACUUCAACUUCGCAAUGUACCCCCCGUCCAUGAUCGCCACAGGCAGUGUGGGAGCGGCUAUCUGUGGCCUUCAGUUGGACUCGGGUGACCAGUCACAGUGGGGGGACAGUCUCACAGACCUGCUGGCCAAAAUCACCAACACUGAAGUGGACUGUCUGAAGGAGUGUCAGGAGCAGAUUGAGAGGGUUUUGGUGAGCAGCCUGCGCGAGGGGCGGCAGCAGCAACAGCAGCAGCAGCAGGUCCAGCGUGGCCCCAGCAGUAAGACCAUGGACGAGCUGGAUCAGUCCAGCACCCCAACGGAUGUUCGCGACAUCAACUUGUGAGCCUGCAAAGAGAAGCAGCGCAUCCGGAAUACGCAUCAAAUCAACAUAAAAAAACAACAAAAAACAAAAACGACAAAAACAAACUACCCCUUGAAAAGAAAUGCUUGCAAAAUAUUUUUAGAGAUUUUUUUAUUUUGUAAUAUAAAAACAUGCGCCCACGUAUUGUAUGAAAGGAAAGCUAUUUUUAGAUAUAAAAUAGAUAUACUUUAAAAGCUAUGAAUUGAUAUGAGGACGCUCUAUGGUGCCUCAGAUAUACAGAAGGCAAGCCAAUUAUAUGUUGCGUUCUGUUUUUGAUUGUAUAGUCAUAAUAAAGUUAUAUCGAAUAAGACAACAAUAGCUUAAUAAUAAGGAGUUCAAAAAUGUUUGGGGAGACCAUUCGAGGCUUGCAUAUAUGGGAUCACAAUCGGGGCAAGGUUUUUCUGUUUUGUUUGGUUAAUUAUUUUGGUUAAUGUUGGUCUACCGGAGAUAGGAGCCCAAUAAGGGCUCCGCUGACCGUGAAUGGCAGGUCUCAACGUGGCAUGGUUUGGCUGUGUGUUGGUGACGAGGGGAGCACUUUGCAGGAAUUGCAGAGUGUUGUACUAAGAAAGAGACAAGUAGGGUCCAUGGAACAGCCAAGUAUAUAAUAGUGAAUUACAUUAUUAUGAUUAUUAUUAUUAAGAAACGUAUUUGUGAAUAUAGAGUAAUAGACGUCAAUAAGCUCUUUAUGUCAGGCUGAUUGUUCGUGUGUGUGUAACGGAUGUGAAAUGGCUAGCUAGUUAGCGGGUACGCGCUAGUAGCGUUUCAAUCAGUUACGUCACUUGCUCUGAAACCUAUUAGUAGUGU